Molecule: messenger RNA, 1107 nt
Organism: Plenodomus lingam JN3
Lineage: Eukaryota; Fungi; Ascomycota; Dothideomycetes; Pleosporales; Leptosphaeriaceae
Source: RefSeq, a predicted model, not a curated record
AUGUCUGCCUUCCAGAACUUCGAGGUCACUAAGCGCACAUCUUACAAUGCCACGUCCGAUAAUGCCACAUCUUCCAGGCGACCUGAGAAGCGACCCCGUCUCACAAGAUUUAAUGAUGAUCAUGAUGCAGAAUCAACUCAAGAUGAUUCUGAGGUUGAUAGCUCAUACUCUGAGGAUGAGCACGACACGGAUGUCCAGGAUGACGACUCAUGUGAUGAUGAAGUCGAUGAAGACUGCUUGUUGGCUCCAGACCACCGAGUUUUUGAAGACGAUGAAGACGAAGAAGAAGACGAUAAUAUAGAUGUUGAUCUUCCAUGCAAUGGUCUUGAUGAAAAAGGUAUUGAAUGUUCUUCUAACCAUAGAUUUGAAUUUGCUCUGACACACCUGCAGAACACCUGUUUGCGCACUGUGUUGCCAAAUCAUCUCCUGGACUAUUUAGAUGAACAAUUCGGCAUGCAUGAUUCAUCUCCUCUAACUCCGUGCAAUAAACGAGAGAAAUCUCAACGUCUUCAAAGGUUCGAUGAAGACAUCCGACAAAUCAUUUGGAACGCGAAGCUCAUUGCUUCUACCUCACGGGGUGGCAAGCUCAAGGAGGUUUUUGAAGAGCAAAUGUUCACAGUAGCAUUUGCGGGUUUGUUGACCAGAGGUAGUGAAGAUUACCUGGUAGAACAGGUCUUGAGUGGCGUCCCGGAAUCUACCAAGAUAGUUCUUGGUCAAAGAGGUUUUCAAAUCGAAGAUCUCUUGUCUCUCCCUAGGCUUUCCAAUUCGGAAUUGUCGGAAAAGUAUGUAUAUCUCGAUGUUCUCCAGUAUGCACCAAACGAGAGCCUUAAAUGGAAACUGUAUGUUGGCUCGGCUGUGAGCGAGUUUGGUUCACUGAGGCGCUGGCAUGGUUACCUUUGGAAAGCGGCUAAAGGCACUCGACACGAAUCAGCCCUCAAAGAGGCUGGACGUACCAUGAACCUGCAAUGUAUUUCGCAUGAUGGAUUUUACCUAGAGCUAUGGCUUCCACUUCUCACAGAAGCUGUAAUGAUGAUUUACCUUGGUUCGGUCAAUGAACCCAGGUUGACACAAGCUAGCACAUCUGCCGUCGAUCUUCGUAAACGAUAA